AUGUCUCCAGCUCACAAUGAAAGCCGUCACCCAGAUCAAAACGGCGUCGACUACGAAAACACAAUCUACGAGCGCGGCCUCGACUACCAACGUCCUCCACUAACCUUCCAGCCCGACAAAUGGGAAGAACUCGCCUGUGCUCGUCUCUCGGCUGAUUCCAAAGGCUACGUCUACGGCUCAGCAGGGACGCGAGAAACACGGGAUAAAAACAGAGCUGCAUUUAGAAGAUGGUCAAUGGUACCACGGCGUCUGGUAAAAUACAAUGGCUUGCCCGACCUUCGCACUACCAUCUUUGGUGAAGAGCUAUCCGCACCCUUUGCCAUGGCCCCUGUUGGCGUCCUCAAAAUCUUCAACGCAGAUGGCGAAACGGCGGCUGCAAGAGCAGCAGCUAAGCAAGGGGUGCCGUAUAUACUCAGCACGGCAAGUAGCACUAGCAUCGAGGAUGUGGCGGCUGCAAAUGGCGACGGAGGUCAACGAUGGUAUCAGCUCUACUGGCCAUCCCGCUCCCACGACGACAUCACAAUUUCUCUGCUGGAUCGCGCUCAAAAAGCAGGCUACACCGUGCUGUUUGUAACACUGGAUACAUACAUGCUUGGCUGGCGCCCAGAAGACAUGGACAACGGGUACAAUCCUUUUCUGCGUGCGGACCGCACGGGCGUCGAACUCGGUCUCACAGAUCCAGUAUUCCGGCGCGCAUUCCAAGAGCGCCAUGGUGUUGAGGUCGAGGGUAAAAUGACGGAUGCCGCAAAAGAGUGGAUGAAGAUUGUGUUCCCUGGCGAGAGCCAUACGUGGGACGACGUGCAGUUUUUGAAACACCAUUGGCGUGGGCCUAUCGUCUUGAAGGGCAUCCAAAGUAUUGCUGAUGCGAAGAAGGCUGUCGAUGUGGGUGCUGAUGGUAUUGUGGUGAGUAAUCAUGGCGGGAGACAGGUUGAUGGCGGAAAUUCAUCGCUGGGUGUCCUGCCGCAUGUGGUUGAUGCCGUGCGUGAGUACAUGGCAUCUACGGAUACCACCAAAGACUUUAAAAUCCUGUUUGACAGUGGGAUCCAGUCUGGCGCUGAUAUCGCAAAAGCACUUGCUCUAGGCGCGGAUUGCGUACUUAUCGGUCGCCCGUAUGUCUACGGUCUUGCUCUCGGAGGGGAACAGGGCGUCGGACACGUAUUGAAGAGUUUGGUUGGCGAGUUGCAGUUGACGUUGCAUUUGAAUGGGAUUGAGAGUGUAGAGAAGGACAAAUUGGGUAGAGCGUGUUUGGUCAGGGAGGACGAGCUUUUUGAGGGAGUCAAGGGGGUGGGGUUAUGUUGA
Messenger RNA from Exserohilum turcica Et28A, 1299 nucleotides. RefSeq lists its product as uncharacterized. Gene Ontology annotation, molecular function: FMN binding; oxidoreductase activity. Lineage: Eukaryota; Fungi; Ascomycota; Dothideomycetes; Pleosporales; Pleosporaceae. Bases 1 to 1299 code for a protein of 432 amino acids. The record is from RefSeq and is a predicted model, not a curated record. The transcript has a single exon.